Molecule: messenger RNA, 1982 nt
Organism: Camellia sinensis
Lineage: Eukaryota; Viridiplantae; Streptophyta; Magnoliopsida; Ericales; Theaceae
Source: RefSeq, a predicted model, not a curated record
UAUUUUUAAUGAAUCAUCAUCCUCCUCGUCGUCUGCACCACCAGAUAAGAUUUUAAACCUCUGAAACUCUAAUCCUCUCCAGCACACAAAACCCCCCACAUUUGUCUACAAAAAUUACCAACCCACCCUCAAUCUUCGUCCCCUGAAACCCUAGCUUUCCUAUUUCCAAUGUCGUCUUCUCCAAACUAAGCUCCUCUCCGAGACCAUAUAACACCAUGAAUUUACCAGCGAGUUUUGGCGGGAACUUCGUUCCUUUAUCAUCACAGUCUUGCUACUGUGACCACCGCUUCUUUCCAUCCAUUGUUUCUUCGCUCUCUACUCCCCAAAAAUGGAUCAAUUCUCGCCCAAACCAAGUCUCCAGGUUAGCGUUUCAUGGGAAGCGAGAUGUUGUUUGCAGAGUAACUGAGACUGAGACCGAACCAGAAAGCGAAAAUGACAAAGAAAAGGGAGUACAUGAAGAUGGUGAAAUGUCGGCUUCGACUGAUUCAAUUACGCCUGUUGUUGAUCAAGACCAGUCCGUUGGGACAGGGAUGAUUGAUUCAAAUAACCCAAUAAAUGAUAAUGGUGGAGAAAUCAAGGUGCAAGGUGGCACAGAGGCUGGAGAUAAUGUAGAAGUUGCAAGUGGAUCCCCUCUUCCAGGUGUGAAGCCACAGCAACUUGAUGAAUUAAUCAGGAUACCAAAGGCGACAAUUGAAAUUCUUAGGGACCAUGUAUUCGGCUUUGACACCUUUUUUGUGACAAGUCAGGAGCCGUAUGAGGGUGGAUUAUUAUUUAAGGGAAACCUGCGAGGGCAGGCUGCUAGAAGUUAUGAAAAGAUAAUGAAGAGGAUGGAAGACAAGUUUGGGGAUCAAUAUAAGCUUUUCCUUUUAAUCAAUCCAGAGGAUGAUAAACCAGUAGCUGUUGUGGUUCCAAAAAAGACCUUGCAACCAGAAACAACUGGUAGAUCAACUUUUGAUAAUCUUGACUUAUUGAAGGAUGGCUUGCCUGGAGCCAUUGUGACUGCACUUAUUUUGGGUGUGCAUGAAAUCAGCCACAUUUUAGUUGCAAAAGAUGCUGGAGUUAAGCUUGGGGUGCCAUACUUCGUACCAAGUUGGCAGAUAGGCUCUUUUGGUGCUAUUACUAGGAUUGUAAAUAUUGUACCCAAGCGUGAGGAUCUUCUGAAGGUUGCAGCAGCAGGACCAUUAGCUGGCUUCUCCUUUGGUCUUGUCCUUUUGCUUCUGGGGUUCAUCUUGCCUCCCAGUGAUGGUAUAGGUCUUGUCAUUGAUGCCUCUCUGUUUCACGAGUCAUUUCUUGCUGGUGGUAUAGCAAAGCUUCUUCUUGGUGAUGUUCUCAAGGAAGGCACUCCAAUAUCUGUCAACCCUCUUGUAAUAUGGUCGUGGGCAGGACUUCUCAUUAAUGCCAUCAACAGCAUCCCUGCAGGGGAGCUUGAUGGGGGAAGAAUUUCUUUUGCCAUAUGGGGAAGAAAGGCUUCCGCUCGCUUGACAGCUGCCUCCAUUGCGCUGCUUGGAAUAUCCUCUUUGUUUAAUGAUGUGGCAUUUUAUUGGGUAGCUCUGAUAUUCUUCUUGCAGAGAGGACCAAUUGCCCCACUUUCCGAAGAAAUCACCAACCCUGACAACAAGUAUGUUUCUCUUGGGAUUGUAGUUCUGAUAUUGGGAGUGCUGGUGUGCUUACCUUACCCAUUCCCUUUUACAAGUGAAGCCAUUACAAGUUUCUAGCAACACAGUAUAUACCAACUUGAAAUCUUACUGUAGAUAGCGAAGGGUCUAUGCUAAUUAGUUCCUCUCAAGAGAACUCUUGCUAUUGGCUCGUAAGGUAUUCUGAUUAUAUAUCAAGAUUUAGUGAGAAUAAUUCUUUCUUCUAUAUUUUUUGUUCAUUUUGAGGCAUAAAAUAAAUACUUGUAAUAUUUGUUCCUUGCUAUACGCAACAUAUGUUGGUGGAAACUGGCAUUUUUUUUUUAAAGUUCAUUUUUCCUUGCAUAAAUU